Messenger RNA from Metschnikowia bicuspidata var. bicuspidata NRRL YB-4993, 816 nucleotides. RefSeq lists its product as uncharacterized. The coding region runs from base 1 to 816 and encodes 271 amino acids. NCBI's taxonomy places the organism in Eukaryota, Fungi, Ascomycota, Pichiomycetes, Serinales, Metschnikowiaceae. The transcript has a single exon. The record is from RefSeq and is a predicted model, not a curated record.
AUGGAACCCGGCCCGGGCCUGUCCCACGCCGCGUCCGGUACGGGCCUACUCCCGGCCCUCGCCAAACGGCGCCCAGAGAUUCUCCACCACCACGUGCUCUAUGAGCAGCAAGUCCCACUGCAAGAGGCGCACCUCCUCUCGAAACGCGUCGUCCCGAACACGGUCGUUGAUCUUGCGGAGUCGCUUGUUGGCCUUGAGCAUCUCGCUGAGCCGUGCCUGGUGUCUCUGCAACUCCUGCUCCAUGCCCAUGGACUGCUGCGCCAACUGCACGUUGACAUGGCGCCGCAUCUCCUCGAUCUUGACGAGCGGCGUGUCCUCGGCAUAGAUCUGCUCGAUCGUCGCCUCCAAGUACAAGUGCACUGCGUCACGCUGGUGCUUGGCCAAGCACGUGAACUUCAGCUUGGCCCAGUCCCUGCCCAGGGCCGUCUGAGUGCCGAUGCGCACCAACAUCUCCAUGACCAAGAGCACCUGCUCUUUGUCCUUGAAAAUGGCGAGCCGCUCGAAAUUGAGCAGGCGGUGGAUGGACGCGAGACGGGCGUUGACCAUGGCGUUUGUGCCGCGGACCCGGGCCUCGGACAAGUGCUGCAAAACCGUCUCGCCGAGCGCCUUGGCUUGGUUCUGCAAGAGCUCGCUGACCUGGUAGGUGUUGUGGCCAUAGAGCUUUCUGGCCUUCUUGACGGCGGACACCUCAUGGUCAAAUGCAACGGGAGGCAGACACGACAAGAAUUUGCACAAGAGUCUGUUGAUCUUGCCGAGCGAACAGAGGUCUUCGAUGGUGAACGUCUGAGUGUCUUGGACCAAGGCGAGCCAUAUUAG